AUGUGUGUUCAGGCGCUGGCACCUGCCUCCACAGCCCACGGCACUGCAGUGACUGCCGAGGCACCUAGCAAAACGGUUUCCCUCUUCAAGAAGCUUGGCGGCGGCCCAGCUGUCAGAGCUGCAGUUGACCUCUUCUACGACAAGAUGAUCGACGACCCCCGUGUGAGCUACUUCUUUGAGGGAGUUGAUAUGAAGAAGCAGCGCGCACACCAGGCCGCGUUUCUGACAUAUGCUAUGGGCGGCUCGAGGAGCUACGAGGGCAACGCCAACAUGACUGCUGCGCACGACCGCCUGGCCAGGAACAUGGGAAUGCGAAUGGAGCACUUUGACGUUGUCCUGGAGCACUUGGAGGGCGCUUUGCGCGAUCUGCAAGUCCCAGAGGUGCACUCACAAUACUGCUAA
Molecule: messenger RNA, 402 nt
Organism: Coccomyxa subellipsoidea C-169
Lineage: Eukaryota; Viridiplantae; Chlorophyta; Trebouxiophyceae; Coccomyxaceae
Exons: 3
Coding region: 1-402 (133 amino acids)
Molecular function (GO): heme binding; oxygen binding
Source: RefSeq, a predicted model, not a curated record